AUGCAUCGCCAAAAGACUCCUUAUAGUCGGCCCACACCAGCGUCCAGUCAUGCCGCAGAAGGGCCAGGCAACAUAGCGAACAACAACCCGUACCACACUGCGGCAAGUCGAGAACGUCAAGCUCCUCCUCCUCCUGGCCCUGUCCAACCAUACUCCAACUACACGCCCAGCUCGCCUCAGACACCCCAACCAGUUCUCUAUCAGCCCCACUCCCAGCAGCAGCGACCUGCUGUAGCGACUUACUCUGCGCAGGCGAUGAAGACCUUUGCCCCGCAACAACAGUUCCCGAUGGUCACGCCCGAGGCGGCUAUGGUCCCGAUACGAAGUCUUCAGCCCGAGAAGUCGUUUGUGCGAGUGUCAGGAAGGACCGUGCGAGCUCUGGAUAUCAAGGCGUUCCCGAACAAAUGGGACUCGAGCAAGCAGACUUGGCUAAUGUCAUUUACGAUCAAGGAUGACUGUGAUACCAUCGACGUCAAGUUCUGGCACAAGACCCAGGAGCAUCUCAAACGCUACUCUCACCUGACGCUCGAUCAGGUGGUCCAUAUCUGGACGGAUGAGGUCAAGCUAAUAUCACAGCCUUAUGGAGGAGGCCAAUCGUCAUACGCCCCCUCAACAUCGUCGCCGCUCGUUCUGAAUCUUGGUGAGGGCAAGGUCGGCCACAAGAUCGAGGUCGGGAGCGAAGUCGAGAUGGAGACCUUGUACAAGGUCGCGCUUGGAGCCAAUCUGGGAGGUGUCAUUCAUUCGAUCCCGAUGAAGCAGGUCUUCAACUCCUUGGGUACGAUCAGAAGUCAGCGCUUCAACCUCAUCGUCUGUGUCAAAAAGCUCAUUAGCUCGGGAGUGAUCAACUCCAAGAACGGGCCACUUGUCAAAACCUGUUACACUAUUUUCGAUGCUCAAGGACAGGAGGCCUCAUUGACGAUGUGGGGCGAGACCAUGGCUGAGGUCGCUCAGCGGUGGAUCCCAGGGGUCACUACGCUGGUCAUUACUGGAGCGCAGGCGUCGAUGUACUCGAUGAAGCCCCAGAUCACGAUAGGAUAUCAGUCCCAUAUCCAGGUUGAUCCCAUUUGCAAGAAUAUUGAGUGGUUGAGACACUUUGCAUCACAGACUAAGCAGGAUGUUGACGGCGGCGGGGAUGAUGAUAUCAGACUUAACCAUAUUCAAACCAGCUACCACAUUAUCGAUCUCUUACAGUUGAUUGAGUCCAUGAAGCCUCUGGACGUCAACUACGGAUUCACGUUCGCGGUCUUGUGCGAGCUUGACAUUGACACGACCGCCUCGGACGUCCUCACAGCCAAAUGCCCGCUGUGUCACAACGCAAUCAACUCAUUCAAGAUCGAGGCUUGUCCUACUUGUAACGUUGCUCCUAAUGGCGACAACAUGUGGCACUACAGCCUUACGAGAUACACUUCUUUCAUGGAUGACACUGCUGAGCUUCGGCACCCGAGCAUCGCGUCACGCGUCGUCGAGGAUUUCCUUGGAUUCUCGAAACGUGUCUUCUUGGAGCGCUUCAAGGUUCACUUCAAGAUCGCUUGGUCGGAAAGCAAGAGGCAGCACAUCGUCGAGAUUCUUGCCAUGUCGCGAGCUCUUCUCUCUGAGAUCGAGCAAAUCAACAACACCCGUCACUGA
Messenger RNA from Linnemannia hyalina, 1626 nucleotides. The record is from the annotation of a GenBank genome assembly. NCBI's taxonomy places the organism in Eukaryota, Fungi, Mortierellomycota, Mortierellomycetes, Mortierellales, Mortierellaceae.